GGAUGCAUGAAUUGUAGUUGCAGGUCCACGGGCAUCAGGUCUGGGCCGUCACUCUGCUGCGGACACGAGUGGGGAAGAGUUGUUGUUGGAAGGACACUCUAGUAGCUUUGUUGUUGGUGACACUAUGGCGGAGGUGGAUGGGGUGGGUGGGUCUCGCCUAACUUGGCCUGACUUCGUGGUCAUCACUGUCUAUUUCCUUUGUGUGCUGAUUGUCGGAAUCUGGUCGUCGAGAAAGAAUAAGAAAGACAGCAUCUCCAGUUACUUCCUCGCCUCCCGCAACUUACACUGGAUACCUGUGGGCGCUUCACUGUUCGCCAGCAACAUCGGUUCGGGUCAUUUUAUCGGGCUGGCAGGAGCAGGAGCAGCUUCUGGUCUUGCAGCACACGGCUACGAACAAGCGGCUAUCUACGGGUUGCUGAUGUUAGGGUGGUUGUUCGUGCCCGUAUACAUGAGCAGUGGCGUGUAUACCAUGCCAGAGUACCUCAGGCUGAGGUUUGGCGGCCAAAGAAUCCGGGUCUACCUCUCCUGCCUCUCUCUCACACUCUACAUUUUCACCAAGAUUGCAGCUGACCUAUACGCCGGGGCGCUGUUUAUCCAGCUGGCUCUCAACAAGAGUUCAGACGAGUGGUUGUACAUCAGCGUAUUCUUCCUGCUGGGGGUGGCGGCAGUGUUCACCAUUGUGGGCGGCCUCACCACUGUCGUCUACACUGAUCUGGUGCAGAUGGUACUUAUGGUGAUGGGAUCCUUAGUCCUCAUGGUUAAAUCUUUUCACGCGGUGGGCGGCUACUACAGCUUAGUAGAACGUUUUCCAUACGCCAAGGCCUCCAUCAGGGCCAUGGGCGUCAAUAACAAGUCCUGUGGCGAGGUUCCCCCUGACUACAUGAGUCUACUGAGGACACUGGACCCCUCCAAGAGUGAAUAUCCCUGGGUUGGGAUGACCUUUGGCAUGGCGUCCAUACAGGUCUGGUACUGGUGCACUGAUCAGGUGAGCACAGUACAGUAGUAGGAUUAUUAUACCUCUCAGUGGCGGCCAUUUUUUUAAUGGGUGAAGACGUAAAAAUGGGUUUUAAUUAACUACUAAAGAAACUUGAAAAUCUUGUCCCUAUUUUUUCACUGUUUAGCAUACUGUACUUCGUCCCCUCUUCCACCAUUCCGUCUUCAGGUGUCUCGCGAAGUGCGGGGCGAUGUAGAGGACAAGUACACACAGUACUUGUUCAUAUUCUCAGUUUACACGCACAAUAUACCAUGUGAAUCUUUAAUCUCCACAUAGUGGAGAUUAAAGUGCUUCAUAUUUAAAAACAACUCUUAAGUGGGGCAAAUUUAUAUCCCUCCCCCGACAGGAAUUGCGUAGCUUAUACUACAGGUGGUCAAGGGGCGACUUAAUUGAAG
This is a messenger RNA of Homarus americanus (American lobster), 1389 nucleotides long. RefSeq names its product sodium/glucose cotransporter 5-like. Gene Ontology annotation, cellular component: plasma membrane. The record is from RefSeq and is a predicted model, not a curated record. Gene Ontology annotation, biological process: transmembrane transport. The coding region runs from base 125 to 1003 and encodes 292 amino acids. Lineage: Eukaryota; Metazoa; Arthropoda; Malacostraca; Decapoda; Nephropidae. The transcript has 6 exons. Gene Ontology annotation, molecular function: D-glucose:sodium symporter activity.